AUGGAACAGGACUGCGAACGCAAAUCCUUGCGCCCAGUAGCACUCGCUUCGGUUGCUCUAGCCACUGUUAGUGUGCUGUCAUGCAUCAUAAGUCUACCUCUUGUAUACAACCACGUCCAGUCGAUCCAGUCUUACAUGCAGAAUGAAGUUGACUUCUGCAAGACGCGAUCUCGUGAAAUGUGGCGCGAGAUGGUAACCGUCCAAUUUUCCACGACGGGCAAGGUCAAUGAACGUGUCCGACGUGAGGCCUAUGAGGCUCAGCCUGUUGACAAUCGUUCAAAUCCCUCAUCUGUCGCCGGAUCUUGCUGUACCUGCCAGGUGGGUCCUCCCGGACCUCCUGGUCCACCAGGACGAGACGGCCGGCCAGGUGCACCAGGAAGGCCAGGGAAUCCUGGGCCACCAGGAAGAGAUGGCGCACUUCUCCCUGGACCCCCACCAAAGCCGCCCUGCCAGAAAUGUCCACCUGGACCUCCAGGACCACCAGGACCGCCGGGACCAAAAGGGUUGCCAGGACCACAAGGAGACCCAGGUACUCCUGGACAUGAUGGGAUUCCUGGACUUCCAGGGCCACCAGGACCACCAGGUCCACAGGGUCCUCCAGGUGUCCCCGGUGAAAAAGGACCUCCUGGAGAACCCGGAAAAGUUAUCAAUGGUGCACCGCCCGGACCUCCUGGUCCACCAGGACCCCCUGGACCACAAGGGCCUCCUGGUCCACCGGGAAAAGAUGGGCAAGCAGGAAGACCAGGUCCUCCGGGACCUCCUGGAGAUCCUGGAGAGAAGGGUGCUGACGGAUUGCCUGGUCCACAUGGGCCACCAGGACCACGCGGGCCACCCGGACAGCCCGGUUCAUGCGAUCACUGUCCUCCGCCGCGAACUGGUCCCGGUUAUGGAAGACUGUGA
Molecule: messenger RNA, 900 nt
Organism: Necator americanus (New World hookworm)
Lineage: Eukaryota; Metazoa; Nematoda; Chromadorea; Rhabditida; Ancylostomatidae
Exons: 5
Coding region: 1-900 (299 amino acids)
Molecular function (GO): structural constituent of cuticle
Source: RefSeq, a predicted model, not a curated record